AUGAAACAUCGUCAUCAGCUGCCCACCGCCAAAGAGGCCCGCUAUUGGUACUGUCCUGACGUUAUCCUGCUCCCUCCGUUGGUGCCGCCUCGACACCCAAAAGCCCUAUUACAGCAGGGGUUCCUCGGCCUCUGCGACUCUUCUGCGUCAUAUCCUUUGCAUUCCCACACACAACCGUUACCCCUCCUUGUGCUCUUCAGCCUCCUGGGAUCCUUCUACUGUUUUUACUGUGUCCCUCUGGUUGCCUGGCUGCCUUUUCUCUUCCCGCCUCAUCUUCCGCAGAAGCAGCAGACAACCAAAGACAGACACUGUGAAGAGAACUGCGAGAGAAAGAGAGAGUUAGGCAGUGAGAUAGGCAGUGCUUGGGCUGGAGCAAUGGCCGACUAUAGAACCACCCGGGUCUAUCGAGAACGCCGCGAAAGUGAUUCUGACGACGAGCGCUUCAAGAGCACCACCGUUACCCGAUACAAGGUCAACCAGCCGCGAAUAGAACGAUACGACCGCACUGAGAAGUUUAUUGAGAUGGACGACGAACGACGCUCGCGCUACUCCGGUCCUGGAGAGCGCAACAACGACUAUGUAGAGUAUGAGCGGAGAGAGCGCUACGUCCCCGACAGGCCGCGCUCCGCCGUCGAUGUUGAGGGCGACCGCACUCGCACCGUCUUUUACGAGCGAGAUGUUGAGCGCCGUGAGACGGACCGCGACUGGGAGAGACGCCCCCGCCAUCAUGAUGAGGACGUGCGCAUCGAAAAGAGGGUUGAGGAGCGCUUCGACGACAACCACGGCCACGAGGUUGAGCGUUAUCGCAAGGAAACCGAGUAUUACCGAGAGCCGGAGCACUCUUCGCCUGUUGUUGUGCGCCAGCGCGCCCCGGACCAGAAAAUCAUUGUCCAGGAAGCGCCCCCGCAGCAGAUUGUCAUUCCCAGACAGGACCCGAACAUCAUUGUGCUCAGGGAGAGAGAGGGCGAGCGGGAGAUCGCCCGUGUUCCCUACGACGAAGAGUAUUAUUACCGCCGUGAGCGGAGAGAGGUCGGCGACCGCCGCCAGCACCGCCGCGAUGACUACCACAGCGACGAGGAUGACUAUUACUACUCUCGCCGCACCGUUCGCCGCAACCGCAGCCAGAGCUCGGAUCACCACAAGCGCCACCUCGCCGAGGGUGCCCUUGCCGGCGCUGGCAUCACUGCCCUGCUCUCAAGUCGUCCCAAUGAGUACGGAGAGGUCGCCGAGGGUCGAGGCAAGAAGGUCCUCGCCGGCGCUGCUCUGGGAGCUCUUGGGACCGAGGCCAUCAGGCGAGCUCACAGUGCAUACGAGGAUCGCUGGGGAGACGGCGACGAAUCCCCCGAUCGCCACUCUACGCUCAAAAAGAGUCUCGGCAUUGCGGCGGUUGCUCUCGCUGCGGCCGGUGCCGUCAAGUACCACCAGGCCAGCAAAGCCGAAAAGGAAGAAAAACGCCGGGGCCGCAGCCGGGGCCGUGGCUACUAUUCCGGCGAUGACUAUUCUUCUCGCUCUCGCUCUCGCUCGCGCCGACCCAGCCGUAAGCGCAGCCUUUCGACCUUGGCCAAGGCCGCCGUCGGGACCGCCGCCGCCGCCGGCCUGGUCAAGCAUUUCCGCGACAAGUCAAAGUCGCGAUCCAAGUCACGACAUGGGAGCAGAUCUCGUAGCAAGUCGACGUUGCGGCGUGGCGCUGAGCUUGCCGGCGCCGCUGCCGCCGCUGGCAUAGCCGGCAAGGUGUGGAAGGACCACCACGACAAGAAGAAGGAGAGAGAGAGAGAGGCUUCGACCUCUCGUGGAUUCAGCGAUGACGAUCAUCACGAUCGCGAUUAUGAUAGACGCGACUCUCCCAGCAGAAGCAGGAGCAGGAGCAGGAGCAGGUCGAGGGCCAGAUCCCUUUAUUCCGACACCGCGGCUGAUCCUGGGCUAGGCUUGAUUGAGUACGGGCACGAUCCCCUACCACCCGAUCCGCGCUCUCCCACGGGCCAAGGAUAUGAAUCCGAGGCCGAGGAGAGGCGACGAAACCGACAGAGAAGACGUGAAAGAGACCCUUCCUCUUCUGGAUCCGAUGAAGAGAGGAAGCGGAGCAGCAGCAGGAGCAGGAGUGAGCUACGAGACGCAGCGGCCGCGGGCGCAGCGGCUGCUGGGAUUAAAGCGUACAAGGACCGCAAGGAUAGAGAGAAGAAGGCAAAGGAAGAGGAGAGGCGCGAGGUGAGGAGAGAGGAACGGAGAGACGAGAGACGAGAGGAGAAGAGAGAGAGGCGCUCCAAGGAGAGGCGCUCAAGGGAGCGCGAUGAGCAAGGACAACGCUAUCCCGAUGUCCCUCCCAACGGCGGCUUCUUUGACCAAGGCAGGCCGCACUCCCCCCCAACUGCCUCUGGCGGUGCCUACUACCCCCCUUACCCCAUGACUCCGGGAUCGAGCACUCCCGGAACCGCUCCCCCUCCUACCAGCAUUCCUCCCCCAGCUCCGCCUCCACCGCCAGCGGUCCCGCCGCCCGUUGGUGUUCCGCCGCGAGAGCACAGCUACACGCCAUAUACUGAUCCCAACGUGCCUCCACCUCGGGAGUACCACCCCUACGUGCCACAAGACUACCACGGGUAUGCUCCUCCGCCUCCGCCGGCCGGUCCCCCGCCACCCUCCGGACCGCCGCUUCGCGUCAACUCCUCGGGAAUACCCGGUUACGCACCUCCACCGCCGGCUGGUCCGCCCACUUCGGGUCCGGCACCUCCGCCCGGACCUCCCCCUGCAGGACCACCGGCGGGCGGCAUCUUCCCGAAUGAUCAAGUGAGUGACCUCUCCAGAAGCAACAGUCUGCCUAAUCAGAAAGGUGGACGACAUGAGGAGGUUGUAAAACCGCUCAAGGCACUGCCACCGCCUCGCAUCGAGAUUCCCCCGAUUGUGUUUCCCAUUCGUAGGAGAAAGUCUGUGUCGUUUGGACCGCUUUCUCCGACGAGUUCCAAGACAAUGCAGAGGCACAAAAAGGAGCACGACGUCAAGUCUGAAUCAGACAGUUCCGAGCCUGAGGACGACAAGCGGCGCGAGAAUCAAUUCAAGCGGUCGAGCCGCCACCGUCGAUUAACAUCUGACACGACGCACGACCGCUCUCCCAACCGCGAUGGCGAAGGUAGACGUCGGAGACACCGUCACUCUGAUUCAGACGACGAUGUUGAAAAUCUACCUGAUCGUUUCGACUCGCAUGGUAAACCACUGGAUGGCGGACGUCACGGCAAGAGCCGCGUCGUUACUCGAAGCGGCGAGUUUCACCGUCCAGCACAACGGCCUGGCGGCUUGGAUGUCCACGGCGGAUGGGCGCUUGGCGGAACUGACCCCGAGCAAAUCGAAAAACUGGUGAGAAACGUGACGGGGGCUCUGGAGGGGCGACGCAGCUGGGUGAGUGUGAUUGGGGAGGUUCUCGGUGGUGACAUGCUGGGACAGUUGGCGGGACCGUUGGCGGGAGUAUUGCAACCCCCUGGUGGUGGUGGUGGUGGUGGUGAGGGAGAGGGGAGACGCAGACAGAUUGAGGAUGAUGAUGAUGAUAGGGAGAGGAGACACAAGAGGCGGAGAUGA
Molecule: messenger RNA, 3564 nt
Organism: Trichoderma aggressivum f. europaeum
Lineage: Eukaryota; Fungi; Ascomycota; Sordariomycetes; Hypocreales; Hypocreaceae
Exons: 4
Coding region: 1-3564 (1187 amino acids)
Source: RefSeq, a predicted model, not a curated record